Molecule: messenger RNA, 1199 nt
Organism: Camellia sinensis
Lineage: Eukaryota; Viridiplantae; Streptophyta; Magnoliopsida; Ericales; Theaceae
Product: hematological/neurological-like protein
Source: RefSeq, a predicted model, not a curated record
UUCAAAUUCAUGAUAGGUGAUCAGAUUCAGCUUUGAUAUUUUUAGGCUUUGAAAACCGGCAAGCGACAAGUGCCAAAGAAUGGAGAGGAAGCCCCAGAGAUCCACCGCCGAUCUACUGACGUGGUCUGAGGAGAUCCGUCCUUCCACCCACUCCUCCCCCAUUGUCUCCUCCCGGUCCCACCACCACCUGCCCCCCGAUGGGAUCAGUAAUACCUUGUAUGGAGGUCUAGUCACUGACCACGAAUCCUACACCCUCAAUCAAUGGAAGCCUUGUUCAGGGUAUAAAUUAAAGGACAUUACCGGAAGCAAAAUAUUUGCCGGUGAAGAUGGAGGACCAGAAUCCAGCAAUGCUUAUUACAAUCAUAACAACAGAACAGGAUUACAUACUUAUCAGCAAGCAAUAAAUGGAAUAAGCCAGAUUUCAUUCAGUAUGGAGGAGAAGGUUUCUCCCCAAAAAAUGAAUACUCUCUCUGAGGUAGCAAAGCAGCGUGAGUUAAGUGGGACGCUAGAAAGUGAUUUGGAUGCUAAGACUCAGAAGCAACCGUCUGAUGCAAAGUGCAAGGAACUCAGUGGACAUGAUAUUUUUGGGGAACCUCCUGAAAUUCCUCCUCGAUCAUUGGCUGCUGUACAAUCCUUGGAAGCCAAAGAAAGCAAAGACAUGGUUGAACCUGCGCCACGAAAUGUGCGGACAUCUGUCAAAGUUUCUAAACCUGCUGGAGGUCAAAGUAACAUCCGAUUUAGCGAAGAACCUGUGAUCAAGAAUGUGCAGAAAACACAUGACCAAAAGUUUGCAGAGCUGACGGGGACUGGCAUGUUCAAGGGAGACGUCCCUCCAGGGUCUGCUGAAAAACCAUGGAGCAAUGCGAAGCUGAGAGAAAUGAGCGGCAAUGAUAUAUUUGGUGACGGAAAGGCAGAGUCCAGAGACCACCUGGGAGGUAUUCGCCAGCCCCCUGGUGGCGAGAGCAGCAUUGCCUUGGUUUGAUUUUUUGUAUUUGUUGCUAUGCUUGGUCCCUCUAUUGUCUCACUGUGUCUCAUGUUCGGACUAGUGAAGCAUUCUUUUUAUGCUUGUCACUGUUGUUGCCCUUGUGGAAUGUGGACUGGUAAAUGGACGUUAUAGUAUAAGAACAGCUUUAGGGCUUAACAUUCAGUUUAGAAGAUGGGUAUGGGAGAUUAAAUUGUGCUUCAAUUGUUCUUUCCAA